AACCAAUGUAGAUGGGUAAGAAAAAACCAAAAAGCACUCACACACUGUCCAGUCUCAGUGUUUCACUCUCUUAUUUUUCUAUUCUCAAUUUCUAUUUCACACUCACACCUACUAUAAGAGCCCAAAAGCAAGGCGCAACCAUCUCCACCACCACCACCACCACCGAAAGCGCGCCACGCCAUACCUCGGAAACCACCGAGGGGUUUCUCUCCUGUUCUUUGUCUUGCUGGGUUUUUGGGUCUGAGCGACCCAAUUGUUAUUGAUGGGUUGUGCGGCCUCGAAGCUCGACAAUGAAGACAUGGUGAGGCGGUGCAAGGACCGGCGCCGCCUCAUGAAAGAAGCCGUCCACGCUCGCCACCACUUGGCUGCUGCUCACGCCGACUACUGCCGCUCCCUCCGCGUCACCGGCUCUGCACUCACUCACUUCGCCGCCUAUGAACCCCUGGCCGUUUCUGACCAGACCCCCGCCGUCUUCCUCCACCCUCCGCCGCAGCAGUGCCAGAAAUAUCCACCGCCUCCCUCCGUCAAACCCAUGUCGCCACGAGUUCUAUCUCCCUCCCCGUCGCUACGCCAACCUCCACCGCCGCCAUUUUCUCCGUUUCCAGCUCAUUCUCCCACCAUAGCCAGCUCUAAGCUACCCCACAUACAUUCUUCCUCGUCUCUCGCCUCUUCGGCUGCUUCAUCCCGGAGCCACCACCUCCAGCGCCGCCGCAAACAGCAACAGCCGAAGCUUCCCCACAUUCUGUCGGAGUCGAGCCCGUCGUCUUCCCCUCAGAGCCAGAAGUCCAAUUUCACGACUGGGUUUCCCACAGCUUUCCAGGCCAACUCGACCUAUACCAGUACUCCAUCUCAGGCAUCAUCGAUUUGGAACUGGGAAAACUUCUAUCCUCCUUCACCGCCCGAUUCUGAAUUCUUCAAUCAGCGGCGGGCCGAGCCGAAGCAGUUCCAACACGAGAAGCAGUCUAAUCACGACAACGAUGAUGAAGGUGAUUCCGAAUUGGGAAUGGAAACGGAGACAGAGACCGAAAGAUCGGAGUACGAUUUUUUUCACCCGAAGGGUCAACAAGACCACCUUCAUCACCAGAAGCACGACUUUACCGAGACGGAGAGGGAAGAGGUCCAGUGCAGCGAGUGGGGCGACCAUUACAGCACAACGAGCUCGUCUGAGGAUGAAGAUGACGAUAGGGAUUCGAGAUCCGAGAUGGGUGUGCACUCGAAUUUCGGAUCGUCGACUCGGGCGGAGUCGGUGAGUGCUGCACCUGCUCCUGCUCAGCCUCCACCGCCACCCAAGUACGCGGCCAGUACCAGCAAGUCCGAGAGGAUGACGGAGCACUCGUCGGCGAACUACAGGGAGAUAUCGGACAUGAAAAUGGUGGUGAGGCACAAGGAUCUUAAGGAAAUCGUGGAGGCUAUUAAAGAGAAUUUUGAGAAUGCCGCGGCGGCAGGAGACCAGGUUUCGGAAAUGCUCGAGACUGGGAGGGCUCAGCUUGAUCGGAGUUUUAAGCAGCUUAAAAAGACGGUUUAUCACUCGAGCAGUGUACUCAGUACCUUGAGCUCGAGCUGGACCUCAAAACCGCCCCUGGCUGUCAGGUAUAGGCUCGACGCCACCUCACUCGAACAACCGGGCGGUCCAAAAAGCCUUUGCUCCACUUUGGACCGGCUCUUGGCUUGGGAAAAGAAGCUUUACGAGGAAGUGAAGGCAAGAGAAACUGUCAAGAUUGAGCAUGAAAAGAAGUUGUCAUUGCUACAAAGUCAGGAGUACAAAGGAGAAGAUGAAAUUAAGCUAGACAAGACCAAAACUUCCUUAAAGAAGCUGCAGUCACUUAUUAUAGUCACAUCUCAGGCCGUUUCUACAACCUCAACUGCCAUCAUUGGUCUCAGAGACUCUGACCUGGUUCCCCAGCUCGUUGAACUCUGUCACGGGUUUAUGUAUAUGUGGAGAUCAAUGCACCAGUACCAUGAAAUUCAAAAUAAUAUUGUGCAACAAGUUCGUGGCCUUGUGAACAGAACGUUGAAGGGUGAAUCAACUUCUGAGCUACACCGGCAGGCAACUCGUGACCUCGAAUCAGCCGUCUCUUCAUGGCAUUCCAGCUUUUGCCGCUUAAUAAAGUUCCAACGGGACUUUGUUAGGUCACUUCAUGGAUGGUUCAAGCUCACUCUUACUCCUGUUGACAAUGACAAUGUCAAUGGCAACAGGGAGCCCUCCGAUGUGUAUGUCUUCUGUGAUGAAUGGAAGCUUGCACUUGAUCGCGUUCCAGACACAGUGGCAUCUGAGGCCAUCAAGAGCUUUAUCAAUGUUGUCCAUGUGAUAUCCGCCAAGCAAAGUGAAGAGCUCAAGGUAAGAAAACGCACUGAAAGUGCAUCAAAGGAGCUCGAGAAGAAGGCAUCAUCUAUCCGAAACUUGGAGAGGAGAUUCUAUCAGUCAUACUCCAUGGUUGGUAUUGGGAUGCCCGACUCUGGGCCAGAAAACGGAUUAGUCUUGGAUGCUCGGGACCCGCUUGCUGAGAAAAAGACAGAACUUGCAGCUUGCCAGAGACGAGUUGAAGAUGAGAUGAUGAGGCAUUCCAAGGCAGCGGAGGUAACAAGGGCCAUGACUCUAAACAAUCUUCAAACGGGUUUGCCAGGAGUGUUCCAAGCACUGACCAGCUUUUCUUCCUUAUUUACCGAGGCACUUGAGUCAGUUUGUACUCGAUCCUAUUCAAUAAAAUAGUGUUCUCAAGGAAAGUAAAAACUGAGUACUCUGUUGGCCUGUAUGCAAAUUACAAUUAAAAGUGUCUUUUCAAUUUUGCAGUCUACAAAAUGACCCCAUUUCUGGUCCAUACUUUAACUGAAGCCCCUUUUAUCAAGAACACAAAUGAAAACGCAUAUGGGCAGGGAACGUGUUGACUGGUUCCAAUUUGACUCGUAUAAACUCUCUUCUCAGCACCUUCCUUGCCCCCUCGACAAGCUCCAAGAAUGAUAUGAUAUUUUGACAAAUAUUAAAUAUUGCAUGAAAAGUAUUAUAGUGUUUAUCUUAAAAUUCUUACUAUUGAAGUACAUGAAAUUGAGAAUUGGAUAAGAUACAAUUUCCUUUAACUUUUUCAAUGAGAUUAGGGGAUUAUUUAAGAUGUUGGAUUAAUUUUUCAAUAUCUUCUCCAGUUUCAUAAUAAAUUCACAUGAUAAAAAUGAUCCAAUCUUACUAUCAAAACAUGAUCUUAUAUAAUCCAUCAUCAAUUAUAAUGGGAAGUUUCUCAUUAUAUGCAUGAAGUAGUGUUAUAAUUAAAAUAAUUCCUCUCUUUUAUUAAUAUAACAAAAAAAUUGCUAUUGUUUCCAAAAUUUCAUAAAAUACCCUUAUCAUAACUCCUCUCUUUCUUCACUCUCAACGCUAAACCAAUUCCCUCUACCCCAUGGCGGCUCCUCCACCCACCAGCUCAACUAUGCAGUGCACCACACACCGUCCCUCCCGACCUUCUUCUUCUCCACUCAACUCGUCGAAAUUGUCCAAAGCUUAGUAUUGGAGUACAAAAUCAAUGGUUAAGUACAUAGGGUGUUAAAUGUUGUGAUGGGUGUUGUUUUUUUAAUACUUAUUAUCAUAUUUCGAACAGAUUUGUUGCUAUAUUUGUGUUCUUGGUUUUUCUUGUAUUAGGAUAUGGUUUUUUUCUCGAAAUUUUAAUGAUUCAUCUCGAUGGACCUCAAUAGGCCUUGCCGAGCCUCGAUGGCAUUGUUAGGAUUAAGGAAGAAUAAGGUCCUCGAUGGACCUUUAUGUAUUUUGUUAUUUUUUUUACAUGAAUACACCUUGCUAUACCUCGAUGAUGCUUUUGUAUUUUCUUUUAGUUUUAUCAUGAAUACGCCUCACUAGACCUUGAUAACAUUUGUUAAACCUCGAUUAUCCUUUUGUAUUUUAUUUUAUUUUUUUACAUGAAUACACAUCGCCACACUGAUGGACCUCGGUUGACCA
Molecule: messenger RNA, 3937 nt
Organism: Humulus lupulus (European hop)
Lineage: Eukaryota; Viridiplantae; Streptophyta; Magnoliopsida; Rosales; Cannabaceae
Product: nitrate regulatory gene2 protein
Exons: 5
Coding region: 263-2710 (815 amino acids)
Source: RefSeq, a predicted model, not a curated record